Trichobilharzia regenti is the source of this 1116-nucleotide messenger RNA. The record is from the annotation of a GenBank genome assembly. Lineage: Eukaryota; Metazoa; Platyhelminthes; Trematoda; Strigeidida; Schistosomatidae.
AUGAACAGUUUGGAUGCUGAUAUUAGUAUGAGUGUUCCAAAUCGUCCCUCAAACUCAAAUAAUACAAUCUUGUCUGAAGACCGACCAUGUCACAGAAGUCAGCUUACAACCUCAGACACAGUGGGUCGUUCAAUGACCCUGUUACCCAUAAAUCACAAUCAUGCUCUUCAUCACGGGAUAAAACUGAUGCCACACAUGAAUAUACCUCACCGAGAAGUAGGAGCAACCACACCUUUAGUGAAUAACUCUAGCGCAACCAGUAGUUGUUCAAUGGCACUACCAGGAUCAAUCUCAAGUGCAUCAGAUACGGAUUGUAACGUUCUUCCCCACAACACUUCCGAUACUAGUUCAAUUGAUCUGGCAAGUCUAUUUGAGUGUCCUGUCUGUAUGGACUAUGCAUUGCCGCCGAUUCUACAGUGCCAAAGUGGGCACAUAGUUUGCGCAUCAUGCCGAUCUAAACUAUCGUCCUGCCCAACAUGCAGAGGUAACCUAGAUAAUAUCCGAAAUUUGGCUAUGGAAAAACUUGCCUCCAGUGUGUUAUUUCCUUGUAAGUACUCUACUAGUGGUUGCCCAGAAACUUUCCACUAUACAUCGAAAUCGGAGCAUGAAGCGGUUUGUGAAUAUAGACCUUAUGAUUGUCCGUGUCCUGGUGCCUCAUGCAAAUGGCUUGGUGAAUUGGAACAGGUUAUGCCUCAUCUUAUGCACCAUCACAAGAGUAUAACAACUUUACAAGGUGAAGAUAUUGUAUUCCUCGCUACUGACAUUAGUCUACCGGGUGCUGUGGACUGGGUCAUGAUGCAGUCUUGCUUUGGACAUAGUUUUAUGUUGGUGCUUGAAAAGCAGGAACGUGUACCGGAUCAAAUAUUUUUUGCUCUCGUCCAGCUCAUCGGAACACGUAAACAAGCAGAACAGUUUGUCUACAGGCUUGAACUGAAUGGACAUCGUCGACGACUAACCUGGGAAGCCUGUCCACGUAGUAUUCAUGAUGGUGUCCAGUCUGCAAUCGCCGUAUCUGAUUGUUUAGUUUUUGAUUCCAAUACAGCUCAUUCAUUUGCUGAAAACGGAAACUUAGGAAUUAAUGUCACCAUUUCCCAAGUUUCUCCACCUAUUUCAUAA